Molecule: messenger RNA, 1488 nt
Organism: Talaromyces proteolyticus
Lineage: Eukaryota; Fungi; Ascomycota; Eurotiomycetes; Eurotiales; Trichocomaceae
Exons: 5
Coding region: 1-1488 (495 amino acids)
Molecular function (GO): RNA binding
Source: RefSeq, a predicted model, not a curated record
AUGUCCAUAGGGACCUUCUUGGCGGAUGAGAACUUCGGUUCUUGGGCCGAUGAAAUGGAGGACAUGCCCUUGCCUUCCACCUCGGAAUCGCGCUCGACCUUUGGCGGGGAACGUCGCACUGUCAGUUCAACUGCGGGCUUCGGAAACGGCUAUAACGAUCGCGAACGUCCAGCAUUCGCCCGUCCUGACCUACCUCUUCCCACAGAGCCCCCGUAUACCGCCCACAUUGGGAACCUAUCCUUCGAUGCAACUUCUGAGGAUGUCUCCCAACUGUUCGCCGACUGCGAAGUGACCAACGUCCGGAUCGUCGAGGAUAAGCUGAACCGCACUCCCAAGGGCUUCGGCUAUGUUGAAUUCGCCAGCGUUGAGGGCUUGAAGAAGGCGCUCACAUUCUCAGGCACAUCUCUUCAAGGACGUGGUAUUCGUGUCAGCAUUGCAGAGCCACCCAAGGAAUCUCAACAGUCUCGUGACUUCAGCGACUGGACUAGGAAAGGUCCUCUCCCAGACCUGCCUCGCCGUGGAAACGACCGACCUGCUCGGGACUUCCCUGAUAACAUUUCGGAUGGAGGGAGUGUACGGGGCGAGCGACGCCGCUUUGAAGGUGAUGGAAAGCCCCGCGACUUUGGAAAUUGGGAGCGCAAGGGUCCAUUGUCUCCGGUUUCUGCCGCUGCUGUCGGACGUGAAGGAGGCCGCCCACGAAACACCGAGGGUUCAGGUUUUCGCAAGAACUCCCCAGCGUGGGGAGAAGGACGUUCCCAGGACGGCUCAAGACCACCUCGCCGUGAGUUUCAGGAGCGACCCGAAAGACCAGAGCGUACUCCCACAGCAGCCGAUUUGGACAACCAGUGGAGAGCACGUAUGCGCCCGGAUCCUGCCCCCAAGGAGCCCAGCGCUCCAUCUUCGCCCGUUGCAGCUACCCCAACCCCUGCUGCUCCUGCUCCCGCUGUGCGACCGAAACUAAACUUGCAGAAAAGGACAGUGUCGGAAAAUGUCCAGAGCCCCCCACCCAGCGCUGGUGGUGCUGGUGACUCCAAGGCAAGCCCAUUCGGUGCUGCCCGGCCUAUUGAUACUGCUGCUAGGGAGCGAGAGGUAGCCGAGAAGCGUGAUCGGGCCCGCAAGGAAGCUGAGGAUAAGACCAAAUCUGAGAAGGCAGAAAAACGUCAGUCAAAGGAGAAGACCAAGUCCGAGAAGGCGGCGGAUGGUGAUGCCAAUGGAGCUAAGGAGACGGAUCCUGAUGUCCCGAAGAAGUCGAAUUUCGAGGUCCUUCGACGGGCCGACGAGGAUGGGAGUGGCAUGGCAGCUGACGAGGAGGAGACCGAGGCUGCUGAGGAAUCUACUGCUACAAAGGAUGCGACAAAAGAAGCGCCUUCUGGCAAAGCCAACGGUAGCUGGCGAAAGGCUGAGCCUGCUGCGAAUGAGGCCGAUGACGAAGGCUGGAGCACCGUUUCUACUGGCAAACGCAACAAGGGCCGUGGCCGCGGUUAUUAA